Solenopsis invicta (red fire ant) is the source of this 1975-nucleotide messenger RNA. RefSeq names its product galactokinase. The transcript has 9 exons. Lineage: Eukaryota; Metazoa; Arthropoda; Insecta; Hymenoptera; Formicidae. Gene Ontology annotation, molecular function: ATP binding; galactokinase activity. Gene Ontology annotation, cellular component: cytoplasm; cytosol. Gene Ontology annotation, biological process: galactose metabolic process; carbohydrate phosphorylation. The coding region runs from base 441 to 1622 and encodes 393 amino acids. The record is from RefSeq and is a predicted model, not a curated record.
UAUACUAUGAUUGUUGAAUAUAUAGGACAUACAUACAUACGUAAUGCGGGGAAUCUAUAAUAAUUUGAUUAACUAUCAAUCGUUCGCUAUUGCGCACGUACGGUGCUUACUGCAAUUGAAAUGCGAUUGAUACACUAUCGAUCUGCAGAAAAAUAUUAAUAAAUAAUACAAGGAAGAUACAAAGAUAACGUACGUUCUAAAGGAUAUUCUAAAGAUGUCUCGAGAAUGUCGUGCAGUAAAAGGAACGUGUACAAUAAUAUUUUACAAUUUUACUUACAUGUGAUAUUGCAAGCAAAGAGCACCGUGAUGUAUCGUUGAACUCAAGUUUCUACAUUGAAGCGCGUAUAGCCAAAGAGGUUCCGCUGAUAACGACGUCGUUCCUGUCCCCUAAUCACAUCACGUUUCGUCGAGUGCAAAGGUAAUUUAAAGGAUAUUUCGAUAUGGCAGCAUCGCUCCCGGAUGUCGACAGUGUUAAGGUGAAGGCGUUGCGGACCUUCGCUGAGAAAUUCGGCGAGGAGGCCUCCAUUUGCGUGUACGCACCAGGACGCGUUAACUUGAUUGGCGAGCAUACUGACUACAAUGAUGGUUUUGUACUGCCAAUGGCACUGCCAAUGGUCACGGUGAUAGUCGGAAAGUCUCAUCCUGGUAAAAAAACCAGAAUUUUUUCUUUGAGUGACGUAGUCGGCACUGUAAACGAAUUCGAAUUCGAAGCCGGAUGUCGGACUGAUAUAAAACCAGGGGAGCCAAAAUGGGCAAACUAUAUAAAAGGAUGCAUCGCCAAUUUUAUUUGUGACGUCUCCGCGUUCAAUGCCGUAAUUGUAUCGACUGUCCCAGCGGGCUCCGGACUCAGUAGUUCUGCGGCUUUAGAAGUAGCCACUUACACCUUCUUGGAGAUCUUGAGCGGAAAAAAACCAGAGAAACCGGAACAGAAGGCUUUAGCGUGUCAAAAAGCAGAGCAUGAUUUUGCUGGGGUACCCUGCGGUAUAAUGGAUCAAUUUAUCUCAGCUAUGGGCAAGAAAGGUUGCGCCCUUUUGCUCGAUUGUCGUAAUCUUGUCACUAAGCAAAUACCGAUGCUGCACAUAGAUAACUACGUUUUUCUCAUAACAAAUUCGAACGCACCGCACAAACUGAGCUCAAGUGCCUAUUGCGAGCGCAGAGAUUGUUGUUACGAGGCUGCGAAACUGUUGGGCAAGAAGAGUUUAAGAGAUGCAAAUAUAAAUGAUAUCCUAGCGUUAACAUCGCGAAAUGCAUCCGAUCGCGUGGUGAAAAGAGCUCGUCACGUAAUCACGGAAAUUCAACGAACUCUGGACGCUGCGGUGGCGCUCGAGAAAGGUGACUUUCAGCAAUUUGGACGAUUAAUGAAUGAAAGUCACGAUUCAUUACGCGACGAUUACGAGGUUUCGUCCAAGGAGCUUGAUUCGCUGGUCUCGGCGGCCAGAGAGGUAGACGGAGUGUUAGGAAGUCGUUUGACGGGCGCGGGUUUCGGUGGUUGCACCGUAACUCUGUUGAGAAAGGACACGGUUGACAAAACGAUCCAACAUAUAAAAGCGAAAUAUCCCGGCACACCUGCGUUCUACAUAGCGACUCCUUUCGGAGGUGCUCGAGAAAUCAGCGUCAACUAGUGUUAAUGUUAAUUUCUUAAAUAUACAUGUAUAUAUUUUAUAUUAUCAUACGUUAACAAUUGUACGAUACUUUGAAAUAAUUGAUUCUUCAAGGUAUGUAUAUCUCUUCAGCUCGCGUUUAUCGAAUGCACAUAUAUUUUUUGUAGAAUUCUUAUAUAUUUACAGUGAAAUUAUUUACAAUGCAAUGCUGUCACAAUUUGUGUUUAUUUUAAUACACAAUGAGAUACGAGAGAUGACCUAAUAUUGGUGUUACAGACAAAAAAUGAUUUUUGAAUCGCAAAAUUAAUAAAAGAAGGUUGUAGUCGCUCAUUAUCGAAAAAAUUUUAAAUAAAUUAAAAAAUUAUUAACAAGUA